AUGGAUCAUCUGCUGAACCCGGGGCAGCCGGCAACGGGCAAUGUUCCCUACUGCACCAUCUCCCCGGGGGAAUAUGGAGCACCGGCGGUCUCCCCUAUGAGGCGACGUGUGAGCUCAAAUGCAUCGACGGGGGACGUAGAAUCUAGUUCUCAGCGUAAUGAACGUUCCCAACCUUUAAUUGAGAGUCAGCUCCUUUUUCUGUGUAUCGAUUUAAAGAGAUCCCGUUUCCUGUGUUACGGUCGAAAUCAUGACAAGAUUCACGCGGAUGCUACAGGGCGGACGAGGAAAUCAGAAAAGGAGUUCGUCCAUUAUUGGAAGACGUUCUUCGUGAUAUCUUGCCUUGCGGGCUUCUUCAUCGACCCAUUGUUCUUCUUCACACUCUCUGUGAAUCAGGUAAAAAAAAAAAAAAAAAAUCUUCAUUCGUCAAAGCAUUUUCAUACCUCUUCCUGCUUCAUGAGUGUUUGCCCUAAUCAUUCAUGUCCACUCUUAAUAUGGGCUAAUAGCCUGAAGUGUUUCAUAAUCUAUGCCGUCCAUUUUUCAUUGGCAUCCUUACUUCCAGCACCAGAACUCCCCUCUGGUUUAGGUGACCUCUAGCCUUCCUACAUUUCUCCUGUAUUCCAAUCCUGUAUUCUCAUGGAACCCUGAAAUGCUCCGGCAACAACCCCUAGGAUGCUCUCUCACAUCCAAUGCGAAAGAGGCACAAACCUGGUAUUCAUGCGGCAGUACCCAUUGCUGCCUUUGAUUCCGUCAUCGGUUCUUGUCCCCCUAUGGUUGCAUGAACAAAGUGGCCCUUGACUAGGCUGUGGCAAAAGGCAGGAGGCAAACCCCGGAUUCUCUAAAAGCCAGCUACUACGAACCUGGCUUUGGUACCAUGCCAAAAAUGAUAGAGUGACGCAGACCCCAAGAGGAUAAAUAGUGAGAAUAAAUCUCUGCUUAUUAUUCACAUCAUAGAUGCCUGCUUGUUAUAUACAAGUACAAGGGCCAAGAAAAUGAGGAAACUAUCUAACAAAAUAGGAAACUGACCAACUAGGAGCCAGACUCCUCUAUAUACGUUCUUUCCCACACAUGGCCCUAAUAUCAUUGUCUCUUAUUAGUUUCGUAGUACAUCUUUUCUCUUUUUUAAAACCAAUGCUGGUCAGGUGUGCUCUCUUAUCCUUACUGACUUUUGAUCUAACAAGGAAGUCUCUUCCUUUUUCUGUGAAAAUUGAUCUAGUAACUUUUAGAGUUCCUGCUUAAUAUUUUGAUGUGGUUGUACUGAGUAUCAUAAAACUCAGAUUUAUAUCACUGAUUCUGAGAGCCUGCUUAUUCCUAUUAUGUGCUUCUUCAACAUAGUCUGGACUGAUGUUCCUUUCCAGUUUUCCGGAUUUCUGAUUUCCUCUCUAACUACUAAGAAAUGAUAAUGUCUUGGUACUUAGCCGAUUGCUUGUCAUUAUUAAUCAUUCUUGUGAUUGAUGAGUUAACACUUCUAUGUAUUUUCUUCCUCAGUUUCUCUGGGAUAUUACCUUACUUUCUGACCUUUUUUGUAUUUUAACAGGAUUAUAAGUGCUUUUUCUUUAAUUGGACUUUUGCUAUAGGAAUUUCAGCUGUUAGAACUGUGACAGAUAUUGUCUACCUGCUACAGAUUCUUAUUCAGGUAAGCUGAGGCACUUUUUCGGUCUGAUUUUUUUCUGACUUAUUAUCUACUCUAGACAUUUUUUCAAUCCUUUAUCUGGAAGUCAAUGCAUUUCAUGCUGUAGUCUGUAUCAUCAGAACAGCAAGUUGUUGAGGGAAUCCUUAAAAAUAAUUCAACAGGCUCUAGAAAGGAUUCUCAGGGGGACCCUAUGAUAAUUUAGAAGUCCGACGUUUUGAAGUUUUAUUUUAAUAUGCAGUUGUUGAUGCAUGUUUAAAUUUGAUAAUCAUUCUCUUUUAUUUUUAUUCACUUCAGAAACUGGUAUUCUCCUGAUGUAAUUUUUUUUCUCUGGAAUUUGGUUGAUAUCAAGAAUAGAGUUUUUUUGAUCUGCGAUAUGUGAUCAAGAAGCUUCUAUGAUCUUUCAUCGAAAAAAUUUGCAUUAGCAUGUUGGUAAAAAGGACCUCAUUCAUGUUUAGAGUUGUAGCUCAAAUGACAGAAAAGUUCAAAAGAUAAUGGUCUUCCUGAUUAAUUUAUUUGAUUGAUUAAGUUUUGAUGCUAUACUCAUCACAAUUCACUGUUGUAACUAAAGUUCUUCACGGGCCCAUGGAUGACGUAUUGCUGAAAUGUUGGUUGCAGUUCAGGCUGGCCUAUAUAGCUCUCAAAUCGAGAUUUGGAACUAAGGACUUCAUUGUUGAAAAGAAGAAAGCUGCUAAGCAUUCUUUUCGUGGCCACUUGUUCCUUGAUUUUUUUGUUAUUCUACCACUUCCCCAGGUAUUAUUUUCGUCCUCAAUUAUCUAAAAAUUUAGUUAUAAUGUUUUUUUGGAUUUCGUUCACAAUUUUUUCCUUCACUUUUUUUUGUUGUUUUUUGGAUUUAUUUAUAAUUUAUCCACUAAGUCUUAUCUAAUGAUGCCUCUAACCAUUAGUUUCUUUAUGUUUUCCCAUGAGGCAAUGGAGUUGAAGUUUUUUUUUCCUGCUUUAGAGAGAAUUUUAUGUCCAAAGGUUAUAUGGGCAGAUCUCAUCGCCACAGGAUGGAUGGAGUUGUAGAAGAGGACAUAAUGAAGUUACAAUGGAGCAAGUAGAUAGAUGCUUUGUAUUUUUGCAAGUAGACCAGUUCAAAUUUAACCAUAGAAAAGUGUGAUUUUUUUUCUUCAUGAAGGUCAUCGUAUUUGUGGUUAUACCAGCGUACGUUGGACUACUAGCUGCUAAUUCUGCCAAACAUCUGUUGUGGGCCACAGUUCUUCUUCAAAAUGUACCCAGGAUCAUGAAACUUUAUGAUGUUAUUGCUAGAGGGCCUUCAAGUAGAUUCAUCUUUGAAUCUGUUUGGUCAAGUUUUGCUGUCAAUAUUAUAAUGUAUGUAUUAGCUGGACAUGUUGUGGGCUCAUGCUGGUACCUCUUUGGCUUCCAGGUAUGUAACAAUGAUAAUAGCUACUUUAGCUGCUUUUAUGGCUAUUCGUAGUGUUAUUUCCCUUGAAACAUUCCUUUGUUGAACUUGGUUUCACAUUCCGUCCUGUUCUUUUGACUUCAAAUUUAUGACUGUGAAUGGUUGGCUUUACAAGUGGUAAAUCUGUAAUUUUUGACAUGGAUCCUGAGGAUAUUGUUUGGUUGUAGUCUAAAUCCUGAAAAUUAUUUAGGCUGUGCUUGAUCUGUACUUGUUCAUGAAAAGGACUUUGCUGUUCUUCAUGCCAAAUCCUGUUGAUUUAUUUUGUAAAGAUUCUUCGGUGGAGUUGAGAUUGUAAAAUGUGGACUUGUCUGGACUCGUGUCUGUGUACUUGAAUUGAGAUGA
This is a messenger RNA of Spirodela intermedia, 3392 nucleotides long. The record is from the annotation of a GenBank genome assembly. NCBI's taxonomy places the organism in Eukaryota, Viridiplantae, Streptophyta, Magnoliopsida, Alismatales, Araceae.